CUUGCAUACAGUAUAGCGAGAAUCUAAAAUAUGGCCGAGAAGCGAUCAGAAACACUUGGGCCUAAGCAAUGGCAUCCACGCAAACUAGCAAUACUAACACCAUUCCGUAAAACCCUCCUCUUGUUAUCUCUGGUUGGUGUAAUGAUUGUUGGACACAAUCUAUUACGUGAUGUUUCUUUCGACAGCCUGCCGUCAAUCCUCGACAUUUUGCCCUUCCACGAGAAUGGGGAAAAAUAUCAGUGCACACAAUUCCCUGCACUCUAUCCAGCACAUAAAACGAACGAGCUCGCGAAAAUGGAUGAUUACCUGAGAUCGGAGGAGUUCCGCAAUAGCUCAAUUGCCAGGCUUUCAGGAGCUGUACAGAUUCCUUCUAUAUCAUACGAUGAUCUUGGUGCUGUUGGAGAAGACAAGCGCUGGGACGUUUUCUACGAUCUUUCAGCAUACUUGAUGAAGUCAUACCCUUUGGUGCACCAGACGAUGCAUCUAGACAGGGUCAAUACGCAUGGUUUGGCCUAUACAUGGCUCGGCAGCGAUACGUCCCUAAAGCCUCUGCUACUCAUGGCACAUCAAGACGUUGUACCAGUACCCGAAGAUACGAUCAAAUCAUGGACUCAUGCCCCCUUCUCCGGUUAUUUUGACGGAAAACUCAUAUGGGGUCGAGGCUCUGCCGACUGCAAGAAUUCUUUGACGGGUAUUCUUGAGUCUCUAGAGCAGCUCAUAGCUGCCAAAUUCAGUCCCAGGAGAACUAUUGUCUUGUCAUUCGGAUUUGAUGAAGAAAGCUCCGGCAAAAAAGGUGCUGGCGAGUUGUCCCAGUUCUUGCAACAAAAGUUUGGCAAAAACAGCUUUGCCGCUAUUGUCGAUGAAGGAGCAGGAUUCUACAAUAUGUGGGGUAGAACCUUCGCGCUACCCGGCGUUGCUGAGAAGGGCUAUUUGGAUGUCUCCAUCGUUGUCCGCAUGCCUGGCGGUCACUCAUCUAUCCCUCCAGACCAUAAUAGCAUCGGUGUUACGAGUGAGCUCGUCACAUUGAUUGAAAAUAACCUAUAUGAACCUCGACUUCAUGACGAGAACCCAUAUCUAAGCCUCCUGCACUGUGGGGCAGCUCAUGGGAACGAAUUUCCGUCCAAGCUGAAGAAGUUACUUUCGCGGCGGUCGAAGAAGGCAAGCUGUAACACAAAGGACAAACUUGCUCUUGAAGCUUCAAAAGGGUCAUUGGACAUCAAGUACCUCAUGACCACCUCAGUUGCGGUGGACGUGAUAAGAGGAGGGGUCAAAGUCAAUGCACUUCCCGAAAGAACGGAGGUAACAGUCAAUCACCGGAUUAACGUUGGAGAACGCACAACCGUAGUUAAAGACAAACUUGUAUCCUUGGCGAAUAAGGUCGCAGCAAAGUACAACCUAAGCGUCAAUGCCUUCAACGAUGCAGAUGAACAGCCUUCGUCCAUAACCAUCCGGGCGGGGAACCAGUUGGAGCCGGCACCGGUUACUCCAACUAGUUCAGAUCCCAUGACACCGUAUGCCAUUCUCGCAAGCACAACACGUGCUUUAUAUGGAGAGGAAAUGAUCGUAUCGCCAUGUCUCAUGACUGGAAAUACCGAUACUCGGUUCUACUGGGACUUAUCACCUCACAUCUUCCGUUACAUGCCAGGCUACGAUCCAGAGUUUGAGGGACUUGGUCGUAUUCACACCGUGGAUGAAGCUAUUUCGGCGAGAUCCCAUCUAGCAUUAAUUCAGUGGUAUUCCUUAUUCAUCAGGAACAUGGAUGAAGCGGAUCUUGCUUGA
This is a messenger RNA of Verruconis gallopava, 1779 nucleotides long. RefSeq lists its product as uncharacterized. Bases 31 to 1779 code for a protein of 582 amino acids. The record is from RefSeq and is a predicted model, not a curated record. Gene Ontology annotation, molecular function: metallocarboxypeptidase activity. Gene Ontology annotation, cellular component: fungal-type vacuole lumen. The transcript has 3 exons. NCBI's taxonomy places the organism in Eukaryota, Fungi, Ascomycota, Dothideomycetes, Venturiales, Sympoventuriaceae.